GUAAUUCGGAUUUCAGCGUCAGCAUGGCUGACACGUGACACUGUGCAGGAUCUACGCUUCCGGACAGAACUGAAGCUACAAGCAUCGUGAUCGCCAGUGCGUGGGUACUGGUAAGCAUUUUCUAAUAUCUACCAGUAAUCCACAGCACUGUGCAUUGUGUAAUGUUAUUAUGAGGGUUUUUUUGAAAGAUUACAGACAGCAAAGGCUGCUAGUACUGGCUAAAAAUCUUAAUCGGCGGAAUCAACUACUGUAUUUGAACAUUGCCCUUUGUGUACGUUCGUCCGGCUAAACACAGGUCGAAGGAGCUGACAUGGCUCUUGUGCCGUAUGAAAACCACACCUCGUUACCCGGUCUCAGCAAGCUGCACGAGCCUUCUGCUACGUUUCAUUUCGCCAAACACAAGAUCCACAUCAGACAGGACUGGAAGCGUCUGGGUGUUGCAGCCGUGGUGUGGGACGCUGCAGUGGUUCUUUGCACGUUCCUGGAGCUCGGCUCGAUUGCAUUGGAAGGCAGCUCUGCUGUGGAGCUGGGGGCAGGAACAGGGCUGGUGGGAAUUGUAGCUGCUUUGCUUGGUGCUAAAGUGACCAUCACAGACCGAGAACCAGCAGUUGAAUUCUUAGAAUCCAAUGUCCAAGCCAAUCUGCCACUUGACUUUCAAGCAAGGACGAAAGUCACAGAACUGACUUGGGGGGAAAGCCUGGAUCGCUUUGAACGAGGCGGCUAUGACCUGGUUUUAGGAGCUGAUAUCGUUUACCUGGAAGAGACCUUUCCUGAUUUGUUAAAAACACUGGAAUACCUGAGCUCGGAGAGGACUGUGAUCCUGCUUUCCUGUAGGAUCCGCUACGAACGAGACCAGGAUUUCCUGAAGAUGCUACAGCAGGGUUUCACAGUGGAAGAGGUCCAUUACGAGCCAGAGAGGGACGUUUACAUAUACAAGGCACAGAAGCGUAGAGUGAAAGAAGACUUGUAAGCCCACAUGAGCAGGACGUGUUCAAGGCUAUUCUGCUGAGUUUCCAAACCGCGACACAACGUAGCUAUGCCAGGUCAAAGGUUACAUAUACACUGUGAGAAGUUUUCCGUCCCGCGUGUCUGUUUGUUACAUCGUCAGCUAAUGACGAUUUAAUCGAUUAAACUAUUGGCCGUGUGUCAUAUUUAAUCAUAUCAAUUAAACCUGGACUGUGGUGAUACUACUGCGCGAUUCGCACAGGACUAAAAAUCACAUAAACAGGUGCGAACCAUCCAGUUAUUUUUUUUAUUUUUUAUAAAUUUAGUCAUUGCCAAUUAUUUUUAUUAUUUUCUUCCCAAUUUGGAAAUGCCCCAUUAUUUUUAGGCUCAGCUCACCGCUACCACCCCUGCGCUGACGCGGGAGGGCGAAGACGAACACACGCUGUCCUUCGAAACGUGUGACGUCAGCCGACCGCUUUUUUUUCACACUGCGGACUCACCAUGCAGCCACCCGAGAGCUACAGCGUCGGAGGACAACGCAGCACUCGGGCAGCUUACAGGCAAGCCCGCAGGCCCCCGGCCAGACUACAGGGGUCGCUGGUGCGCGGUGAGCCGAGAACACCCUGGCCGACCUAACCCUCCCUCCCCCCGGGCGGCGCUCGGCCAAUUGAGCGCCGCCCCCCCUGGAAGCUCCCAUCCUCGGUCGGCAAAGGAAUAGCCCGGACUCGACCUCGCGACGUCCAGACUACAGAGCGCAUCCUGCACUCCAUGUGGCCCCUAUCCAGUUAUUUUUAUCACAGAUCAUUUUCUCAGAGGUCCUUCUGAUUUUUUCGAGACCUUCUGUAAAAUGUCAAACUCAAGUGUCCUGUGUCUCUUUAAUCCCGUGCGAAUCGACCAUGUUAGUGUUAUGUUAGAAUUGAUACAGCGUUUCCGGGGUAUUCACCUCAAAGCAAUACCAGCAUUCACAAUAAUCCAUAAUAUAAUAUUAAAAUUGGUACGUUCUGUCCUGAGAUUCUCCAGGUCAGUAAAACGCUACGAGUGUGCAUUUGGGGACGGGCAAAAAUACAAAACAUAAUUGCCGACUCUUGAAUGCUGCAUUUAAAGAUAUGUACAGAAAUACAUAUCACUCAAGGGACGAAGCGGUUAUUCAAGCCUUUGGAAAAUACGGUACAACAAAACAGGUUAUUUACACCCGCUUCAUUGUUUACAAAGCAUGCAAAACAUUGCAUUUCAUUUUGAAUUUACCAACUUCCCUUGAUAAAGACUAAUCCUCGUCUGGGAGGUUCCAAGGCAUCCUCAGCUUUUGACCAACUCUGAAGACGGCUGGUUUUCAGUCCCGUGUGAAUCAUGCUUAUGGGGCCCGAGUUGCCUCCCCCUGAGUUAAGUGAUCUGAUCUGUGCAAGUCUAUUUUAUAAAUCAUUUCUGUAAUCAGUUUUAAAAGCAAGGGUUCAAUUCUGAUCUUAAUCUGGCACUGUUGUUCCUCUAAUGGUUUAGUUUCUAAGUAUGUUUACCUUGCUUGUGUACUGUAGAGAGCGGUGGGCUUUGUGAGAUGUGUUUGAACAAUGGAAUAACCUGAAAACUAGGAAAUGUUUAAAGAUACCAUAGAAAACCCAUGCCAGGCAUAUAAAUAACACAUUGCAGGUGUCAGUAUUAUGAAAAAGUAGGUCACAACCUACUUCACAGCAGGCAAGAACAUUGAAUAAGACUCUUUAGUAAGCUAGGUCCAGUGUGUCUAACUUCACAGCAACAUUCUAUAUCAUUUUACAGAGAGGACGCUUCUAUUAACCGGUACAUUGGUACAUUAGUUUACUGUACAGCUGUUAAUAUGCUGUGGAAUUGUAAAACUAAAUACACAUGAAUUAGUUGACAACACACAAAAAGGAGUUUUUUUUUUUUCUUUUCCCUUAACUUUAAAAGCAAAUUUAAUGCGCUUCACAGAAAUGUCUGUCUGUAAAAGGAUGUUAACAGUUUCGUUUCACAAGCUGAAUUAAAAAAAAAACAAAAAAACAGGGAGGUGGGUGCAGAGUUAAUGUCAAUACAGAAAUAAAUGACCCCCCCG
Molecule: messenger RNA, 3004 nt
Organism: Acipenser ruthenus (sterlet)
Lineage: Eukaryota; Metazoa; Chordata; Actinopteri; Acipenseriformes; Acipenseridae
Product: protein N-lysine methyltransferase METTL21A
Exons: 4
Coding region: 311-970 (219 amino acids)
Biological process (GO): peptidyl-lysine methylation
Cellular component (GO): cytosol; cytoplasm
Molecular function (GO): protein-lysine N-methyltransferase activity
Source: RefSeq, a predicted model, not a curated record